AUGGUGGGAACCUUUGUUUUUUGGUGGUGUCGUUCAGGAUGAGAAAAACUGAAACACCAGUAACACAGCACUGGGGUCAUGUGUGUGCACUGUGAACGUGAAUAGGUGACAUGUCUAGUUUUUCCAGAUCUGCCCAGCAAUGGGCAACAUUUGCAAGGUCCUGGUUCUUGAUAGAUGCUCGAAUGCAGCCUCCAGGGAAAAUCGCUGUCAUGUGCGCUGUGCGUCUUCAGGGGAAACACAAGCCAAUUUAUCAUGCAUUAAGUGAUAUUGGUGAUCAUGUGGUGGUCAUGAACACCAGACACAUAGCCUUCUCGGGGAAUAAAUGGGAACAGAAGGUUUACUCGUCACACUCUGGGUACCCAGGUGGCUUUAAGCAACUCACAGCAGCCCAGAUGCACCAAAAAGACCCCACGGCUAUCAUAAAACUAGCAGUGUAUGGGAUGCUCCCAAAAAACCUCAAGCGGAGGACCAUGAUGCAACGGCUGCAUCUGUUCACCGAUGAUGUUCUUCCAGAUGACAUCUUGGGGAACCUAACUGAAGAGCUACCACAGCCACGGGCUAUUCCACACAAACUCAGCGAUUACACACAAGCAGAGCGUGACGCUUUUCCUCUUCUCUGGAACCCGCCUCAGGACUACAGAAUGAAGUGAUCUCAUCACACCACAGACUGGACAUAUUCAGUAUCCUUCUAAAUGUUUGCUUUUUUUCAAAUUUGUUGUCUGUAAUGAAAUAAAGUAUCUUUAAAAUA
Molecule: messenger RNA, 748 nt
Organism: Silurus meridionalis
Lineage: Eukaryota; Metazoa; Chordata; Actinopteri; Siluriformes; Siluridae
Gene: mrpl13
Product: mitochondrial ribosomal protein L13
Exons: 7
Coding region: 111-650 (179 amino acids)
Biological process (GO): translation; negative regulation of translation
Cellular component (GO): ribosome; mitochondrial large ribosomal subunit
Molecular function (GO): structural constituent of ribosome; mRNA binding
Source: RefSeq, a predicted model, not a curated record